This is a messenger RNA of Conger conger (European conger), 2077 nucleotides long. It is a transcript of the gene pip4k2aa, whose product is annotated as phosphatidylinositol-5-phosphate 4-kinase, type II, alpha a. Gene Ontology annotation, molecular function: phosphatidylinositol kinase activity. Lineage: Eukaryota; Metazoa; Chordata; Actinopteri; Anguilliformes; Congridae. Bases 716 to 2032 code for a protein of 438 amino acids. The record is from RefSeq and is a predicted model, not a curated record. The transcript has 11 exons. Gene Ontology annotation, biological process: phosphatidylinositol metabolic process.
CUCAGCCGGAAGCAGUGUGGGACGGAGCUGCAGAUUUGAAAACGUUCAUAUUGCAAGAUUAGGUUUCACAGAGCGUAUCACUGAUACUUUAGCGUUUUUAUGCGUUUACUUGUGUUGUCAUCCAUCGAGGAAUGGAAAAAAAUUGUGAACGACAAGAAGGAACCUCGUUCAUUUUGCUCACUAGCAAGUCGAGUAUUGUAGCUAACGUUAGCUAGCUAACCAGCUAACGUUAGCUAGUGAGAACGUGCAUGUUCAAGUGGACCUAACUAGUAUUGCGGACUACCUGUCGUUAGUGUGCUGAUAUUUCUUCUAUAUUUGUUGUUUUUAUAAAAAUCCAUUGAACUCAAUGCUCUUGGAAGACCCAUGCCUUGUCCGUAGAGCGCUAGCUAGCUAACGGUAACAGGGGUUCGAGGCUCAGGAAGGAAGGGGUGACUGAUGUUUGGGGGAAGUGCUGCUGUUUUAACCAUCUUGAUAGCUAGCCAGCUAACCAACAAGCGCUCUACCAUUAUCAGAAGACACGAAGUUUUGUUGCAUUUAAAAAAAAAUAACUCAGGUAGCUAACGCUACUGUAUGACACGUUAUCGCCCGUGGAGAAGAAAAAUAAGUAACGUUACGUCUGGUCAUAAUUUUUUCUGCGCCUCAAUUUUUGAGAGACGCGCUGGAAUUUGCAACAACGGGAACAGUCCGUUUUUUGACAAAUUGAUUUAUAUUAAACAUGGCUACGGCUAGCAGCAUUGCCGCAUCCAUUGCGAGUAAAACGAAGACGAAGAAGAAACACUUCGUGGCUCAGAAAGUGAAGCUGUUCCGUGCCAGUGACCCUCUGCUCAGCGUCCUAAUGUGGGGAGUCAACCACUCGAUUAAUGAGCUCAGCCAUGUUCAGAUCCCAAUCAUGUUGAUGCCUGAUGACUUCAAGGCCUACUCCAAGAUCAAGGUCGACAACCACCUCUUCAAUAAGGAAAACAUGCCAAGCCAUUUUAAGUUCAAGGAAUAUUGUCCUCUUGUCUUCCGCAAUUUAAGAGAGAGGUUCACCAUUGAUGAUCAAGACUUCCAGAACUCCCUGACCCGGAGCGCCCCCGUCACCAGUGACGCCCAAGGCCGCAGCGGGGCGCGCUUCCACAUGUCCUACGACAAGAGGUACGUCAUCAAGACCAUCACCAGCGAGGACGUGGCUGAGAUGCACAACAUCCUCAAGAAGUACCACCAGUUCAUUGUGGAGUGUCACGGCAACACACUGCUUCCCCAGUUCCUGGGCAUGUACCGCCUCACGGUGGACGGAGAUGAGACCUACAUGAUUGUCACUCGCAACGUCUUCAGCCACCGGCUCUCCGUCUACAAGAAGUACGACCUUAAGGGCUCCACAGUUGCCAGAGAGGCGAGCGACAAGGAGAAGCAGCCCCGCCCACCCGAGGAGGCCACGCCCCCCAAAUCGCGCAUGCACCAAAAGCUGCAAACGAUAAGGAUCGCCACGCGUUUUUACUGCGCCAUCAAAAACGCCAAGGAGCUGCCCACGUACAAGGACAACGACUUCAUCAACGACGGCCAGAAGAUCUACAUCGACGAGAACAACAAGAAGAUGUUCCUGGAGAAACUGAGGAAGGACGUGGAGUUCCUGGCCCAGCUGAAGCUGAUGGACUACAGCCUGCUGGUGGGCAUCCACGACGUGGAGCGGGCGGAGCAGGAGGAGGUGGAGAGCGAGGACAACGAGGGCGAGGAGGAGGGCGAGAGUGACGGGGGCGCCGUGGGCACCCCGCCCGACAGCCCCAGCAACACGCUGGACAGCACCAAGCCUUUCGGCCCCGGGGAGUUCGACCCCACCAUCGACGUCUACGCCAUUAAGAGCCACGACGGUGCGCCGAGAAAAGAGGUGUACUUCAUGGCUAUCAUCGACAUCCUGACGCAUUACGAUGCGAAGAAGAAGGCGGCCCACGCAGCCAAGACUGUGAAGCACGGGGCCGGGGCAGAGAUCUCCACGGUGAACCCGGAGCAGUACUCCAAGAGGUUCUACGAUUUUAUCACCACCAUCCUGUCGUAGCCUGGGCGGCGGCCUGGAGGAGCGGAGGGCGGGGCCUCUGCGCGG